AUGGAUUCCAACGGGCCACUGCGGGCCCUCGAUGAAUCCCAUCACCGCGAACUUCCCCAACUCUCCUUGCGCAUCGCGCCCUUGCGAGAACCCGUUGCUUCACGAACCCUCAGAGUUCCUUCUCCACUAGAGCCUAAUGCAAGUGGUGGAGUACGGGAGUCGCAGACGAUUUCAAAAACCAACGUCCCAACUGGGAACAAUACCCCUUCCACUACUAAAGAAGCUCUACCAACAGUGACCGAGUUUCUCAAUGCUGCUCGAACAAAAAAGACAGAUCCAGCAUCCAGCUCCCAGUCAAGUGCAGAGAGACCGCCCAAGCCAAUUCUUCCUGCUUUUGUAAACCUCCGCGCUCUGGAACGCGUGCCCUUCUCAUCAUCCUUUGAUGACAAUACUCUCCAUGGCCAACGCAAGAGAAGACGCCUAGAACUUCAGGCCGAAUCAUUUGGUGAACAUCUACAAUUGCCCAUUCCGCAAACUUCUCACAAGGAGCAACGCCCGCCCCCAUUUGGACCUUUUGCAAUCUUAAAUGGCUUGAAUGAACCGCCUCCCAACGCUGCCCUUCUCCCGCCUAUUGAAGCUGGCUCAAUCACCCAACUUCUCACGAAACCAUCGCGCGGCGAUGCUGCUGCCGCAACGGCCGUUGUGGACUCGAGCACCAUCGUAUCUGUCCAUGGCACUCUUGUCGAGGGUCAGUCUGUAGAACGAAGAGAAGCAAAGAUCGAGGAGCUUCUUGGCGCUACCCUUGACGAAAAUGCCGUUGAUAAUGUACAUACGGAAGAAGCUGGUCCACUUGUUCAUCCCGAGAACGCAUAUGUACCGAAGCCCGUGGUGAUUGAAAAAGAAGAACCUACAGCUAGUGGCGUUGCUUCGAGUGGUAAGCAAGAAGGAGGUGACCCGCUAUCGCCAAAGUCUCGAGGUCGAUCUCGCAAAAAUUUGCGCAAGUGGACCGAGGAAGAAACAAUGGCAUUACUUCACGGGGCAGUCAAGUGCGGGAUUGGUAAUUGGACGACAAUUCUCGCUCAGCCAGAACUCAAGUUCAACAAGCGGACGGCAUCUAACCUGAAAGACAGAUUCCGAGUUUGCUGUCCUUGGGCAUACCGCGCAUCUGACUCUAAUGAGGCAACCAAGCAAUUACGCGACUAUCUAGCCAACGCUCUUCACCAGGCACAAAUCGAAGGCUCUGAUGAAGUGCCUGUAAAAUCAAAAUUGCCGAUCACAAACCCCGCGACACCUGGCUCAGAGCCCGCCUCUAGAACUGAAAGUCCAAUAACGAGCUCUCACAAGCCUUCGGCAUCUAGCAUGUCACCUUCCACGCCUGACACGGAGGUUGGGUCAACAAGCACUCGGAAAAGCCCACCUACUAGGGUCACAGUCACACGUACACUCUCAGACGAAUCCCAAUCAACUCUCGAAUCUCUCGGUAUACCCAAACCCCACGUCGCUAAGAAAUCCAAACGUCGUUCCCGCAACCUGUUCACCAGUGCUGAGGAUGAAGCUUUGCUGAAGGGGUAUGCUUCACAUGGCUUUCAAUGGACUCUCAUCCAACAGGAUCCCGGGCUCAACCUAGGCCACCGUCGAGCAACGGAUCUCCGCGACCGUUUCCGCACCAAGUUUCCCAACGCAUAUCGUCAUGGAGGCUCUGUGAGCAGCAGCUCUGUCAAUCAAUCAAAACGAGAACUAGCUAGUACACCGGCACCCGUACCUCGUGAUCGUCUUACUAGCACCGAAACUACGCCGGUGAAUACACCAACGAAAAUUUCCGGAAUUUCUCGAUCAAGCACACACAGCCGGCACCCCUCCACGGCAUCGCAUUCCAAUAUUGGCCCCAUUGAUCCAUCAUUCUUACCCCCUCCUCCUGGCUUCGUUGAAUCAUCAACAAGCAAUCCUACCGCGGCUGCAAUGCUUUCGUUCCCGUUGGAUGAAAAUCCGGCUGCUUCGCCGUGGGAGGAUAAUACCCUUGCCCCUAUGAUCUGGGAUGACUUGAACUGA
Messenger RNA from Penicillium waksmanii, 1989 nucleotides. Its product is annotated as telomere repeat binding factor family protein. Lineage: Eukaryota; Fungi; Ascomycota; Eurotiomycetes; Eurotiales; Aspergillaceae. The record is from RefSeq and is a predicted model, not a curated record. The transcript has a single exon. The coding region runs from base 1 to 1989 and encodes 662 amino acids.